Messenger RNA from Bradysia coprophila, 4004 nucleotides. Its product is annotated as putative ATP-dependent RNA helicase DHX57. The record is from RefSeq and is a predicted model, not a curated record. Lineage: Eukaryota; Metazoa; Arthropoda; Insecta; Diptera; Sciaridae. Gene Ontology annotation, molecular function: helicase activity; RNA binding; metal ion binding. Gene Ontology annotation, cellular component: intracellular anatomical structure.
AAAAACAGCUGUUGUGCAAUGUCAUCCGUCAGUGUCAUUUCAGUAUUUUCAUUUGUGAAGAAAAGUUGUGAAAUUUUUAAAUUUAUUUUUCCUAAUCGUAAUUGUAACAAGAAUGGACGGUGAAAGCAAACAAUUAAUCGAAGACUGUUUUCUGCGACCAAUUUCUGAUGCUAGAUCGACAAAUGCACCCAUCGAACCACCACCAUCAAAAGUACCACUGAAGGCCGAACUUCAAGUGCUCCGAUUGUCCGAGGAGGGACAGAAUGCCGUCCUGGAAACGUUGCGCUACAUACACGGCCAAGAUUAUCAAUUAGCCGACAAAUCCAAAUACGUAGACAAAGGGACUCGGUAUAAAAACGGAUACUGGCAAGAGCGCGGUCAUCUCGUCGUUCAGGGUGGCUGCGAUUAUUCGAAUGUACAAAAGUCUGGCUGUGAUUCCAUAGACCGUUACCGCAUGUUUGCUAUACUGAAAUUGGAAAGUUACGGUUUCAGCAAAGGUCACUGCAUCGAAGCAUUGGAUUACUGCAAAGGUGAUGUGGACGAGGCGCUGGUGUUGUUGUUUUCCAGAUAUUUUCCCUCAUAUGUGAAUGCCGACAAACCGUCGACGACGUACGACGAAAGUGAGAUCUUAGAACUGCGGAACGAUGAGAUAUCCGCCUUGGAGUCGAUUUAUGACAGUUCCUUUGAAGUGAAGGAGAAGAACAAAGUGUGGCAAUUGAAAUUGAAGAUCGAUCAUCUGUUGGUUCACAGUCCAUCGGAGCAACGGAAAAAAUCGGAAGCGGCAAAGGAGAAGGCAAAGGAAAAACACCACGGCCAUGGCAAGAAAUUGGAAAAAUGUAAAAAUCUGUUGAAGGGUCACUGCAGGUACGGUGAUCGAUGUCGCUAUUCGCACAAAGUCGACGCAGAUACAACGGACAAACCAAUCGAUCCGAAUCUGGACCCGAACUGGUUUUACUUGGAAAUACGGUUUCCCGUCGGCAACGUUUAUCCCUACGAACCACCGUUGGUAUUCUUGAAAACGACCUGUCCCGACAUUCCAUCAUCAUUGUGCCUCAGAUUAACGAGGCGAAUUGUGGAAGAAGCGCGUCGUUUUGCUGAAGAUCAAAUUCCGAGCGUUUACUCCAUAUCCGAACUGCUUCAAAUGGACGACGAGAUAACAAUGUUCCUGAAAAACGAUCGUUACAGGCUUCUCGAUGGGAAAAAGUCAUUGUUCCACGUUGACGUAGAGGACGAAAUGAGUUUGACCGAUUCCAAAGAACUGCCCACACAUUACGCUAAGGGAGCAUCGCGAAACGCAGACAAAUUAAAUUACUCGCCAGCUCAAAUGCUGAAGGACGAUUUGAAUUUGGUGACGAAAUUCCUUAACAAACAGAGCCAAAAGAACUACCAGGAUAUGUUGCGAUCAAGAAAGAAACUGCCAGCCUGGCCAAUGAUGUCGAACAUUUUAGAGGCUAUCGAGAUGUCGCCGGUAGUUGUGAUCAGUGGCGAAACGGGCUGUGGAAAGUCUACGCAAGUACCGCAAUUUAUUCUCGACGAUUGGCUACUUAGGUCUUCCAACAACAACAACAGCAUCAAAGCCAUAGACCACGUAGAAAUCAUUUGUACCCAACCUCGGCGAAUCUCUGCUAUUGGUGUGGCCGAACGUGUGGCAGACGAACGUGUUGAAAAGAUUGGCAACACCGUCGGCUAUCAAAUUCGAUUGGAAAAUAAAAUCUCGUCGUCGACUCGUCUGACAUUUUGCACAACGGGUAUUCUGCUAAGGCGCUUACAGUCCGAUUCAAUGUUGGAAUCGGUUAGCCAUAUAAUUGUAGACGAGGUGCACGAACGCAGUGAAGAGUCAGACUUUCUAUUGCUGAUCCUGAAGGAAUUGCUGGUGAAACGGCCACGGUUGAAAGUCAUCCUUAUGUCUGCGACAUUGAAUGCAAGUCUAUUUUCGGAUUAUUUCAACGGAGCGCCAGUCAUGGAAAUUCCUGGCCGAACGUUCCCAGUCGAACAGAUCUUUUUGGAAGACAUUCUGGGUCGAUGUAACUUUGUGUUGGAAGCUGAUUCGCAGUACUGCCGAAAGCUGAAAAAGAGCGAGGAAAACCAACUGAUCAACGAACUCGAAUUUGCCGAUGUUAUUGCUGCCAAUUCGGCACCUCCGAAGUCGAUACGUGAUGAAAAUUUAGCAAUGGCUGAAUUGUUUGCCAGAUACAGUGAAUGCUCAAAGGCCACCGGUAAAACACUAUUCCUAAUGGAUCCAAUGCGCAUCAAUCCCGACCUUAUAGAAUCCAUUCUCGACUACAUCGAUGACGGUGACCACAAAUGGCCUCAUGAGGGUUCCAUACUCAUUUUCCUACCAGGUCUUGCUGAAAUUCAGACCAUCUACGAUGCGCUCUGUGACAAUGCGAAAUUCAGCCCCAGAGCUGGCAAAUACAUUCUAGUGCCGCUUCACUCCACUUUGACCAAUGAAGAACAAGCACUGGUAUUUCAACGGGCCCCGAAGGGCAAAAGGAAAAUUGUGCUGAGCACGAACAUAGCUGAAACGUCGGUGACAAUAGACGAUUGUGUCUUUGUCAUCGAUUGCGGUCAGAUGAAAGAGAAACGGUUCGACGCAAACCGGAACAUGGAGUCAUUGGAUCUGGUGUGGGUGUCACGAGCGAAUGCAAAUCAACGCAAAGGUCGUGCCGGUCGUGUGAUGCCUGGUGUGGCUAUUCACUUGUUUACAAAACAUCGGUUCGCGAAUCAUUUCAGCAGUCAACCAGUGCCAGAAAUUCAUCGGGUUCCGUUGGAACAGUUACUGUUACGGAUUAAGACUUUGCCGAAUUUCCACUCCCGGAAUGUGAACAGCGUCAUUGAGAACACAUUGGAGCCACCAUCAGAAGAGAGCGUAACGUCAGCAGUGAAACGAUUGCAAGAUGUUGGAGCUUUCGAUGCGAAUGAUAAUCUAACAGCGCUCGGUCAUCACUUAGCUGCACUUCCCGUCGAUGUUCGAAUAGGAAAGCUGAUGCUGUACGGUGCUAUAUUUCAGUGUGUCGACAGUGUUUUGACGAUAGCAGCUUGCCUUAGCUACAAAUCCCCCUUCGUUUCACCCUUUUCCAAGCGAAACGAAGCUGAUUCGAAGAAAAAGGAAUUUGCCAUGUGCAACAGUGACCAUUUGACUGUUUUAAAAGCGUACAGGGCCUGGCUGGAAGCGAGUAAGCGAAGUAAAUACGCCGGAAAGUGUUACGCCGAACAAUCAUUUCUGUCUUGGAAAACGCUCGAAACGCUCGUCGAGAUUAAGCAACAAUUUCUGGAAUUACUCAUGUCAAUCGGCUUUGUACCAGGCAAUCAAACCGGUCGCAAACAGCGAUUCAAAGACACGGUAUUCGAGACAACCGGCACGGAAAUGAAUGUGAAUGGCGACAAUAAUCGGUUGUUAGCCGCUCUGCUCUGUGCAGCAUUGUAUCCAAAUGUUGUGAAAGUUUUAACGCCGGAGAAGAGUUUCGUUAUGAGUGCGGCUGGAGCUGUGCCACGUGAACCGCUGCCGAAGGAAUUGCGGUUCAAAACGAAUCAGGACGGAUAUGUGUUCAUCCAUCCAUCGUCGGUGAAUUCGGUGGUCGGGCAUUUCACGUCUCCCUUCAUGGUCUUUCAGGAGAAAGUGAAAACAUCAAAAAUUUUCAUCCGAGAGUGUACAAUGGUGCCGUUACUGCCGUUGGUACUGUUCUCGGGAAGUAAUAUCAACAUUGAACUGCAUGGCGGAGAAUUCAUUUUACUGUUGCGAGACGGAUGGAUUAUGCUGCAAGCAUCGUCACAUCAAGUGGCAGAAAUGGUCAAGUGUCUGAGAAUCGAAUUGGCAAAAUUGUUGGAGGAAAAGAUUCGCGAUCCGUGUCUGAAUCUGUUGCAUCAUGACAAUGGCAAGAAGAUAAUAUCUACGAUCGUUUAUCUGAUAUCCAAAGAGUGAGGAGCGUUGGAGCAUGUGGAUGUUAACUUUGUUACUCGUUGGAAUUUGCAAUAAAAACGAAAUUUAAUUUGUUUUUGGUAAA